Solanum dulcamara is the source of this 1506-nucleotide messenger RNA. RefSeq lists its product as uncharacterized. Gene Ontology annotation, biological process: tRNA splicing, via endonucleolytic cleavage and ligation. The record is from RefSeq and is a predicted model, not a curated record. The coding region runs from base 525 to 1304 and encodes 259 amino acids. Gene Ontology annotation, molecular function: tRNA 2'-phosphotransferase activity. The transcript has 10 exons. NCBI's taxonomy places the organism in Eukaryota, Viridiplantae, Streptophyta, Magnoliopsida, Solanales, Solanaceae.
UAUAUUAUGAAAACCCUAACCACGACUCAGUUUGUCAUUUUAGAGUUUUCGCUGCUAAUCAGAGCCAACCGGAGCGCGGCAGCCAUCGUCACACCGCCAAACUGCCACCAUGGGUCGUAUGCACAGUCGAAGUAAGGGUAUUUCAGCUUCAGCUCUUCCAUACAAGAGGACUCCACCAAGUUGGCUAAAAAUCUCUGCUCCUGAAGUUGAGGAUAACAUCUGCAAGUUCGCCAAAAAGGGUUUGAAAAAGUUUAGCCUAACAUCUAUGAAAUAGCACAAACAUAUCUUGAGCACAUAAAAUUAAUUUUAGGGAUACUGAAUUCCUAUAUUGGGACAUUAGGAAAAGAGAGAUUUUUAUUGUUUUGCCGGAAAUAGAGGUUUAGUGAAGAAAGAGGUAAUUGGAGCCAAUUGGUUAUUCCGUGUUCACUUCUCUGCUCACUUUCCGACUUGUACGUUGUCGCCUCCUAUUUCAUCCUUUGACAUCCUUCCUCUCUUCUCCUCUGCUUCCUGCUUUCCCUGCUUCAAUGGACUCUACGGGUUUUCACAAACCUUCUUCUUCAUCCUACUCUGUGUUUUCUCAUUCCAAUCCAAGUGGUAGAGGAAGAGGAAGGGGACUGGACACGAGGGAUAAUAAAGAAAGAUCAGGGGGCGGUGGCGGUGCUGGCAGCUCCGGCAAAGAUAAACUUGACGCUCUUGGAAGACUAUUGACACGCAUUUUGCGGCACAUGGCCUCUGAGCUAAAUUUGAAUAUGAGGAAUGAUGGGUAUGUGAACGUACAAGAUCUGUUAAAGCUAAACUUAAAAACAUUUGCGAAUGUCCCAUUGAGGUCACAUUCAGUUGAUGAUGUGAAAGAGGCCGUACGGAAGGAUAACAAGCAAAGAUUCGGCCUUUUGGAAGAAAAUGGAGAGCUUCUGAUACGUGCCAACCAAGGCCAUACAGUAAAGAUAGUUGAAACUGAAAGCUUACUGAAACCAAUCCUUUCAGCUGAUGAAGUUCCAGUUUGUGUACACGGCACUUACAAGAAGAACUUGGAGUCAAUUUUGGAGCAUGGGCUCAAACGCAUGAAAAGGUUACAUGUUCAUUUCUCAUGUGGCUUGCCAUCAGAUGGUGAGGUAAUUAGUGGAAUGAGGCGAGAUGUUAAUGUCCUCAUCUUUCUUGAUGUGAGAAAAGCUUUGGAAGAUGGAAUGAAGCUUUAUAUCUCAGAAAACAGAGUUAUCUUGACAGAGGGUAUUGAUGGCGUUGUGCCAGUGAAGUACUUCCAGAAAAUGGAGUCAUGGCCAGAUAGAAGACCUUUGUCAUUAUAGAAUAUGUCUCUUGUUCACUCUUCCUUUUCCUUUUGCAUCCGUUUUUCUUCUUAUUCCCUUGCACUACACUUACCCACUCCGUACCCAGGGCCAAGAGGAAAAAGGAGGCAGGUUAUAAUGCCCUGUGGUGUCGUAAAACAUAUAUUGUGAUUAGAUAUUCAUUACAUAUUUUGCCCUUUUAUUAGGAAAGAAUUAUAUGAAA